Naumovozyma dairenensis CBS 421 is the source of this 468-nucleotide messenger RNA. RefSeq lists its product as uncharacterized. NCBI's taxonomy places the organism in Eukaryota, Fungi, Ascomycota, Saccharomycetes, Saccharomycetales, Saccharomycetaceae. Bases 1 to 468 code for a protein of 155 amino acids. The transcript has a single exon. The record is from RefSeq and is a predicted model, not a curated record.
AUGAAGUCAAUGCGAGGCAAGAAUCACAAUAAAAUCCCAACACUAAUCCCUGACUCAAGAGCAGAUGACAAUUUCACAUAUAUCUCACUGUGGAAACCAUAUCCAUAUGUUGAUAUUUCAGGAAUCAAAUUUACUCCACUUCAGACAAAAGCAUGCUCUCCGACUUCAGUAUCUCCUGCCGUUGGAAUAUCCAGAAUUAUAACAACUAAAACAGAACUCCAAAUCAUUUACCACAAACAUUCAUUCACCACAUGGUGUUACCUUAUUCCACGUGAUCGAUUUAACAUCAUUAUUAGAAAACCACUACUGCGUCGCCUUCAAUACAGAUCAACUGAAACUGCUGAAAUGAUAACUAUACAUAACAUUGACAUUAAUUUAAACCAAAUUGAAUACAUUACAACAAAACAAUCAAUAUAUACCAUUGCAAAGUUGAAAAAUAUUCAAUGGUUUCAAGGUCUCGUUGAAUAG